This is a messenger RNA of Eruca vesicaria subsp. sativa (arugula), 1751 nucleotides long. The record is from the annotation of a GenBank genome assembly. Lineage: Eukaryota; Viridiplantae; Streptophyta; Magnoliopsida; Brassicales; Brassicaceae.
UGUGAUAGUAUUCCAUUAGUGCUCACCCUAUUUAUUAGGACAACAAUAAGUGAGUAAGAAGAUACGGCUACUUAUAUAGUUCAUCUUCAAUUCGGACACGAUAUCAGAAAAGUUGGCAAAGAUGUUUAAUUUGGUGUCAGUCGCUUUACUCCUCGUAUUAAUCACAGCCUCUUAUCUUUUCCGACCAAAGAAGAACUCACCACCAAGUCCGGUGGGUUUCCCCGUCAUCGGACAUCUCCAUCUUCUCAAAGAGCCUGUCCACCGUUGCCUCCGUGACCUCUCUCAUCACCUCGGUCCCGUGUUCUCACUCAAACUCGGCUCUUGUCGUGCCGUGGUCGUCACGUCAGCUUCCGCUGCUGAAGAGUUCUUAACUCACCAGAACGACAUCGUUUUCGCGAACAGGCCUAUCAGUACUUUGGGUGUAUACGCUGGUUACAACAACACGAUGGUUAGCGCAGCUCCUUACGGCGAGCUCUGGCGCAACCUCCGACGUAUCUGUACUCUCGAGAUCUUCUCCGCCGCUCGUCUCAGAGAAUCUUUUGAGAUACGGAGAGAUGAAGUGAGAGCUCUGCUUCAGACAAUCCACGCGGCGACAACAAAAUCAGGAGGGGAUAAGGAACACUUUGUCAGGUUGGAGCUACGACCGUUGCUUUCGGGGCUUACGUUUAACAUCGUUAUGAGAAUGGUCGCCGGGAAAAGAUACUACGGAGAGGAGAACGAGGAAGCUAAGGAAGUGAGGGAGCUUAUUAGCGAAGCGUUUGUGCUCGGUGGGUUUACUUACGUCGGUGACUUUCUUCCGGUUCUGAAGCUGUUUGAUUUCGAUGGUUACGUUAAGAGAGCGAAGAGACUCGGCUCGAAGCUGGACAAGUUUCUGCAGAAACUAGUCGACGAGCAUAGAAGAAACAGAGGAAAAACAGAGUUCGAGAACACGAUGAUCACUCACUUGCUUACACUUCAAGAAUCUCAACAUGAUUAUUACACGGACGAGAUCAUCAAAGGACUAGUACAGGUGAUGUUAGUUGCCGGGACCGACACAACCGCGGUGACACUAGAGUGGGCCAUGGCUAACCUUCUAAACCAUCCAGAGGUUUUAGUGAAAGCGAAGACGGAGCUAAACGCCGUAGUCUCAAGAGAAGGCCGUUUAAUGGAGGAAUCAGAUAUAGCCACAUGUAAAUAUCUCAGCAACGUGAUAUCAGAGACUCUUCGUCUCUAUCCUGCAGCGCCAUUGCUGGUCCCACACGCUUCAUCAGAUAACUGCAAAGUUUCCGGGUAUGAUAUUCCACGUGGCACAUGGCUAUUCAUUAACGCAUGGGCUAUCCAGAGAGACCCAAAGGUAUGGGAUGAACCAGAGAUUUUUGAACCGGAAAGGUUUGAUAGUGAAGAGUCAAAGACCCAUCAUCAUGGUAAGUUUAUACCUUUUGGAAUGGGUAGAAGAGCGUGUCCUGGUAUGGGGCUAGCUCAUCUUGUGUUGGGAUUGGCUUUAGGGUCAUUGAUACAGUGUUUUGAUUGGGAGAGAGAUGAUGAUGUGGCGGUUGACAUGUCGGAAGGAAAGGGUCUUACGAUGCCUAAAGCAGUGCGUUUAGUCGCCAAGUGCAAGUCUUCUCCAAUCUUAGACCAAGUUGCUUUCUAAUACCAAGUGAAACAAAACCCUCAAAAAUUGUAAUGUCUAUCAAAAUGAUUGAAUGACUUGUGUCAUUGUAAUGUUACAACUAGUCAUGGGCAUUUUAUCCGAAACCCGAAAAUCGAACCGG